AUGCCUCCAAGAGUGAAUCCCCCUCGGGCUGCAAAGCCGAACGGUAAAGAACCAGACAAGAAUGGAAAACGCAAGAAAGACGACGGAGAUGGAGCUGCAGGCGCAACUCCAAAGAAGAAGGCAAAAACGGCAAUUCCGCAAGUCCUCAACGAGGAAGCUCUUGCAACCGAUCUCAACACUGAUUAUUCGAGAAAAAGGAAGAGCCUCAGGACCCAAAUGCCUAAGAAACAGCAAUGGGGAAAAGUAAAAGAUAUGAUCACAGAGCGGGAGAAUGCACCGAAAGGUUGGAACUCAGAUGAGCCCGAUCUGAUGCCUGAUGACUUCGAAUCUCAGAUCGACCGGUGUGCUGAGCGGAUUGCAAAUAAUAUCAUGCCUCAGGUCUAUCAACGGAAAAUGAAUAAAUUUAUUGCAAGGAAGGGGGAACGCGAUACACUGAUGGCUGCUGAGCCAGGUUUAAGUUGGCCAGUUGUACAACGCCUAGAGGAUCUUAAACUUAUUUUGACUUGGCUUGAGGAGUCAAAGGACGUACAUAAAAUGGUUGAUACAGUCCAAGCCAUCAUGGUACAAUACCGAUCAGGUGCAUUGGAUUGGCAUCCAGACUUUGUCACAUACUGGCAUGCUGGAGUUCAGCUCUGCCUGCCGAGACCUUUCCACUGGGAUGAAUACCGCUACCUUCAUGACAAAAGUCAGGGACAUGAAGGGUUUUGGGUCGAAGGUAUUUUCGGGCCUGGGCCUGGAUUGAGCAAGACUUCAAUGGUGAGACUUACCCUUCGAAUCCCGCAAGUCCCGCCCCCGCCGCCUGCUGAUGGAAAUCCGCCGCCACCCAAACCGCCAUGCUGUGAAUUCUCGUUCAUGGAUGACACCGGGUCUACACAUAUGAGCAUAUUUGAAGACGAUAUUGCAGAGCUUCAGGUCGAUCCACGCACUGGACACAGGUUCUCCAUUCCCCGAUGUCUAGGUAUUGGGGUUCUCUAUGUCGCAGAUGGGAGGCGGGUCCCAUCGCUAUUUAGAGAAUUCGAAGUCAACAUGUGGAGUGAGGAUGAAUCGGGCUGGAUGGCCUCCAAAUGGGAGGCGAUACCAGCUUCUAUCCGACCUGGUGGAUCAACGAGAGCAGGCAAUGACCGUUUGAGCGGGUCAUGGCUGCGACACAGAUUUUACACUGGAACUACUCCUGAUCAGUCGAUGCGUCUUUGGGUUUUUAACUAUAAUCCCGGCAUACCACAUGGUCAGAGGACCCUACCGACCGCGACGACGGCACAAUUGGCCGCACCCUUCCGAACUGGAAGGCUUCAUCCAGUUUCAGACUUUCCUCAUCUUGACCCAAAUCUCGCAACAGGACAAAGUUUGAUAUAA
Messenger RNA from Penicillium griseofulvum, 1353 nucleotides. RefSeq lists its product as uncharacterized. The record is from RefSeq and is a predicted model, not a curated record. Bases 1 to 1353 code for a protein of 450 amino acids. The transcript has 5 exons. Lineage: Eukaryota; Fungi; Ascomycota; Eurotiomycetes; Eurotiales; Aspergillaceae.